This is a messenger RNA of Trematosphaeria pertusa, 411 nucleotides long. RefSeq lists its product as uncharacterized. NCBI's taxonomy places the organism in Eukaryota, Fungi, Ascomycota, Dothideomycetes, Pleosporales, Trematosphaeriaceae. The record is from RefSeq and is a predicted model, not a curated record. Gene Ontology annotation, molecular function: protein binding. The transcript has a single exon. Bases 1 to 411 code for a protein of 136 amino acids.
AUGGAGCCCCGUGAACUGAGCUCACUCCCCGCCGAGCUGCUUUAUCGCAUUGUCGAGCAGCUCGAUGUCUGUUACGAUAGGAAAUGGCUCUGCAACCUUAGUCGCACGUCAAAGCUUCUCCGUCCUACUGCGCAACCUCAUCUCUUCAGUCGUUUAGACCUACAAGGUCUAGAUUCUUGCCACUGGGGACACUUGUUGGAAAACUGGAAAGAGCUUCACAAAGACAAACACGAAGAUAACGAAAAUGGAACCGAAGGAAACGAAGCCGAAGAAGACGAGGACGAAGUCUGGGAAGACGAAGACGAAGACGCCGAAGAAGAAGACAACGAAGAAGACAACGAAGACGAAGACGAAGACGAAGACGAAGACGAAGACGAAGACGAAGACGAAGACGAAGACGACGACGACUAG